Hyla sarda is the source of this 6651-nucleotide messenger RNA. RefSeq names its product relaxin receptor 1-like. Lineage: Eukaryota; Metazoa; Chordata; Amphibia; Anura; Hylidae. The transcript has 18 exons. Gene Ontology annotation, biological process: G protein-coupled receptor signaling pathway. The record is from RefSeq and is a predicted model, not a curated record. Gene Ontology annotation, molecular function: protein binding; G protein-coupled receptor activity. Gene Ontology annotation, cellular component: membrane. Bases 14 to 2167 code for a protein of 717 amino acids.
UGGGGACAUAAGGAUGCUUCUGCUCGCUCUUGCUUCUCUGCUCUUUGCAGCUACAGACACCUUAAUGAUAUCCACAAACAUGGACAGUGGUACCUGUCCCUUGGGGCAGUUCCCAUGUGGAAACUUGUCUAUGUGCUUACCUCAACUCCUGCACUGUAAUGGACACAAAGACUGUGCAAAUGGUGCUGAUGAGGAAAACUGUGUGGAUAACAGUGGCUGGCCUAAGCUCUUUGAUACCAUCCAGAGUGCCAGAGGAAGUCAAGUCAUCCAGGAAGAGGAGGCACAUGAAUAUGAAUGUGAGCUGGAUAUUUACCCUCAGAACUGUGAAUGUAAGAAGCGAAUUGUAAACUGCUCAAGUCAGGAAUUACAGUUUGUCCCACCAGUCUCUGUUAAUGUGACAGUUAUUGAUCUUAAGGACAAUAGAAUCAAAUCUUUGCCCGAUGGUACCUUUCGGUUAUACCAGGACUUAGAGAAACUCCUCCUGCAAAACAACAGACUGCGAUCUAUCUCACGCCUGACAUUCUCAGGACUUUUCAACCUGAAGAUGCUCUUCCUUAGUGACAAUCGGAUAAAGGUUCUGAAGGCUGAUGUGUUCCUAGAUCUUCACUCACUGGAAUGGUUGAUAUUAGAUAAUAACAGAGUUGCUAAGAUCGUCCCUGGAGCAUUCAGGGGUCUGAAUUCUCUGUAUUUCUUGUACAUGCUUAACAAUUCUAUUGCUGAGAUUACAGAGAAUUCCUUAUGCUCAGAGAUGCCUCGUCUAAACUGGCUGGACCUGGAGGGAAAUCAGAUGCACACCAUUCGUGAAUCUGUCUUUCAAGAGUGUAUAACUGUCCUAAUCCUGCGCAGGAACAAGAUAAGAAAAAUUCAUCAAGGCGCAUUAACCCAAAUGAACAAACUGGUGGAUCUAGAUCUCUCUGUCAAUCAAAUAGCGGAUCUGUCACCAUCACUGUUCAAUAACUUGCAAGAGCUUCAACAAUUAAAUAUUUCCUUCAACCCUCUGAACCAUAUUCCCCACAAUCAGUUUGAUCUGUUGACCAACCUGCAGUCUCUAAUCAUGGAGGAUAUAGACAUUCCAAAUAUCCACAACCGCAUGUUUUCCAGUCUAGUUAAUCUGUCUCACAUAUAUUUCAAAAAGUUCCAAUACUGUAGCCACGCUCCUCAUGUGCGCAGCUGCAAGCCCAAUACUGACGGCAUCUCUUCCUUCGAGAAUAUGUUGGCCAAUAUCUUGCUGCGGGUCUUCGUCUGGGUGAUGGCCUGUGUCACCUGCUUUGGGAACCUGUUUGUGAUCUGCAUGAGGUCAUUUAUAGGCACUGAAAACUGCCAGCAUACCAUGUCUAUCAAGUCUCUCUGCUGUGCAGACUGCUUAAUGGGCUUCUACCUCUUCUGCCUAGGGGCAUAUGAUAUAAAGUUUCAGGGAGAAUACAACAAACAUGCCCAGGUCUGGAUGGAGAGCUCGCAGUGUAAACUGGUUGGCUCAUUGGCCAUGUUGUCCUCUGAAGUCUCUGUUCUCAUGCUUACAUAUGUGACACUGGAGAAGUACCUGUGCAUAGUCUUUCCAUUCAGUCACUUCCGAGCAGGACGCACACAAACCUUAGGGACACUCAUCACCAUUUGGAUCAUUGGCUUCAUUAUUACUGUAAUUCCUUUCCUUAGCUAUGACACAUUUGGCAAUUUCUAUGGAAGAAAUGGGGUUUGCUUCCCACUACAGUCAGAUAGUACAGAAAAAUCUGGAGCUCGGGCAUACUCUGUCAGCAUAUUCCUAGGGCUCAAUCUGUUGGCUUUCAUCACCAUCGUCUUUUCCUACAGUAGCAUGUUUUACUCUAUUCACAAGACAGGUGCCCAAACAGCAGAGCAUGGAGUGCUCUCCCGAGAAGUGACCAUAGCCAAGAGGUUCUUCUUCAUUGUGUUCACUGACGCCCUCUGCUGGAUUCCCAUCUUUUUACUAAAAGCUGUUUCACUUACAGAAGCAGAGAUUCCAGGUACAAUUACCUCCUGGGUCGUGAUCUUCAUUUUACCUAUAAACAGUGCCCUGAAUCCCAUCCUUUACACCAUGACCACCUCCUCCUUCCAGGAGAAGCUCAAGCAAUGUUUACAAAGUAAAAGACAUCAACUGCAGGAGUCUGGGAAAAGCUUUACAUUGGUAUCUAUUCACACCAAUACAGCUUGACACUGUUGGAAUCAAUGAACUUUUCGGCUAUUGAGCACUGACUUGAUACCUGUGGUUCUUAUUUUCAUUAUUUAAUUUUGGUCCUUUCAUAAAAUCAUCCAUGUUAUCAGUCCAUGUGGGAUAUAGGAGCACAGUCUUGAUGCCAAUUCUCAAUGAAAAGCCUCGCAACACAAUGAUCAUGCCUUUGUCUCCUAUAUCAACGGCUGGAGGCACCAAGCUCUACAAACAUAUGCCCCUGCUUCCUAUGGAAACUAUAAAGAAGUGAACACUGAGUAGUCCUUAAAAAUAUUGGGAUAAUCUAAGUAAAAAACAAAAGACAUCAUUUAUGUGACAAGAAGGUCAUCUUGGCUUGGUAUGAGAAAAGACAAUCGAUAGAAUUAAGUAUAGCCAUGAGAUAUGAUUUUCAAUGGAAAAAAUAAAUCAUUGAGGACAGAACCGAUAAUUGGCAAGCACCUUAACAAGGUCAACAGAAGGACUUAUGGAUUCUACAGCACUGAGCUGUAUUAAAGGGAAACCAGUGUGAAUUAUGUAUAAAUAGAAUUGAGUGUACAUAUAUUUAUAACAUUUCUUAUGAAGAGAUCUGAUGUAUUAUAAUCUUGACAACUAUGUAUAUGAUAUAGAGAUAUGCUUUUUAAACAGAUGCAUUGAUCAAGUUGCCAAAAUGUUAAAGAUUUCAAGGCAAAUUUUCUUGUACUGAGGAGAAUAUGGGUGUACCACUUCAAAAAUACUUUAUUUAAGUAUAUUUAUAAUGGGUCAGUUGGUUUCCAUCACUUUAUCUACAUUGCAAUGAAUUGUAGGUGCCAAGGAAACAGGAUAUCUAAUGACCUGAAAGACACCGACCAAAUGAUUUAAAAGGGUUUUCCCAAAGAACAAAACUCAUCAUAUCUGUAUAAGUGAUAAGUGUCUGAACAGUGGAAUUCCGAUGUACAAUGCUGAACCAUUCACACAUAUGUCCCUGAUAAAGAUAGCUAUCUACAACAUGCAGCUUUCUUUGUCAGGCCUAUAGUGGCACUGUGUAUGUCCAACUGCUAUGCUAUUCAACCAGGGAGACAAGGGACCCACAUUCUUGUGAUGACUGGGGAUCCCAGCAAUCGGACAUGUGCCCUGUUGCUCCAUUCACAUAUACUAUGCAUUCAGAAAGUUUUUAGACCCUUUCACUUUUUUUUUUUGUUGUUGCAGCCUUGUGCUAAAAUAACAAAACUUCUACCUUUCCCCCCAUUAUUUUAUACUCAGUACCCAUACUAACAAAGUUAAAAAAGAAUUUUAGAAAAUUAUGUGAAUAUAUUAAAAAAGGAAAAACUAACAUUUCUCAUGGACACAAGAAUUCAGACCCUGUCGCUUUAACACUUUAAAUUUAGCUCUGGGGUCUCCCAUUUCUCUUCAUCAUCUCUGAGAUGAUUCUACAUCUUGGUCGGAGUCACCUGUGGUAAAUUCAGUAGAUUGGACAGGAUUUGGGAAGGCACAGCCCUGUCUUUGUAAGGUCUCACAGCUGAGCUGACCAUGCAUAUUAGAGCAACAACCAACCCAUGAGGCGGAAAUAAAUGCCUAUAGGGCCCAGAGACUGGAUUGUGUAGAAGCACAGAUCUGGAGAAGGGUACCAAAAAAAAAUCUGCUUCACUGAAAGUUUCCAAAAGCACAGUAACCUUUAUAAUUCUUAAUUUAUUACCAAUAACCCAUUGUUUACUUUGGCUGAACUCUAAAGAUCCUGUGCUCACAUGGCAGAAACUUCCAGAAGGUCAACCAUCACUGCAGCACUCCACCAAUCUAGGCUUCUCGGCAGAGGGUCCGGAAAUAGCCUCUCCUCAAUAAAAUAUGCAUGAACGCCUGCACGGAGUUUAAGGGGAAAAAACACCUAAAAGACUCUCAGACUGUGAAAACCAAGAUAAUCUGGUCUGAUGAAACCAAAAUUUAACUUUCUAACCUCAAUUGUCAUGUCUAGAGGAAACAAGGCACUGCUCAUCCCCCACCCAACACAUUCCUUACAAUGAAACAUAAUGUUGGCAACAAAAUCAUGCUGUUAGGUUUUUGCUUUUUCAGUGGCUGGUACAGGGAGGCUUGCCACGGUUGUAAGCUAAAUUGAGCAAAUUGCAGAUAUAUUCUUAAGGAAAACCUGAUCCAGAAUGCUCUGGCCCUCUAAGCAGAUAGCCACGACAAUACAGGAUUUCUUAGGGACAACUUGUGAAUGUCCUUGAGUGGCCCAGCUAGAGCCCUGACUUAAACCCAGUUGAACAUCUCCAGAAAGACCUGAAAAUGGCCACCAACGGUCCCCAUCCAAAUUGAGCUUUAGAGGAUCUGCAGAGAAAAAAAGCAAAAAAAAUCUCUGAAAUCCGUUGUACAAACAUCAUGCCUAAAAGACCACAUUAUCACUUUGUUAAAAUGGGGAUCUCAGCAGUCAAACUCCCACCGCUAAUACUUAUUACCUAUCUUUCAGAAAAAUGAUCAGUGUUGUUAAGGGGAAAAUCACUUUAAUGAAUGGUUAGAAUUUUAACUGAACAAAUAGUCCUGGCCACUGUUCUCCUCAGCACCAGUCCACCAGCAUACCUAGAGGCAGAAGGCAUUCUCCUCACUUGGCAACUUGCAUCACCUAAAAUAUACUGUAAAUAACAAAGUGUGCCAUAAGUUUUUUUUCCCUAAUAAAAUAUCUUGAAAAAUUUACCAAAGUAAAUACAUUCUUGAAAAUUUAUUUUUGUUGAUAUAUGGUUGGAGAGGAUAACUAGGUUUGUAUUUAAAGGGGUACUUUACCCCAGACCCCCACGAUCAUGUGCACACACCUGGCGUUCUGAACAUUAUGUUCAGAAUAAUAGAUUCAGGCUGUGGUCAUGCACGGUGAUUGCCGGGGUCCCCAGCAGCUGAACCAUCAUGAUCAGACAUCUUAUCCCCCACAGGUAGGUUCCCAAAGUAUGCUUACUGUUUAGGUAGUUUCCCAAGUAUGUAGUUUUCCUCAGUAGGUGGUUUGCCUUCUCUAAGUAGGACCCCCUGUAGAUAGUUUGCUCCAUGUUAGCAGGACCACCCUGAAGUUAGUUUGCUUUCUGUAGGAACCCCCUUACCUUAAUAUUUUCCCAGGUAGGACCCUCUUGUAGGAAGUUUGUAUUAGGUAGGCAGGACCACCUUGUGGGAAGUUUGUCCCAGGUAGGCAUGACGUUUGGUAGGUGGUACGUUUUAUUAAGUGGGUGGGUAGGUGGUAUGUUUGCUAGGUAGUACAUUUGAUAGUUGGGUAGGUGGUGCAUUUGCUAGGUAGGCAGAUAGGUGUCCCUGCCUAACUCCCACUUCUAUCCCAAGCCCCCCCCCCAACUUCUAGCAACCGCCUGAAUGCAUUACUAAAGACAACCUCUCAGUUGUGUGAAAGAGGUGGCCAUUAGUAACAUAUGCAGGGAGGGCAGUACAAAUGUGUUCCCGGACCAACUUAGCGAGAGCAGUCAGCUGAAUGGAGGCUCCUCUCCGGAGGGAAGAAUCCAACAUCGUAGGCAUUAUCUGCUCCAGUGACAUGGAUGCUUCACGCCUGACGUCCUGUGUACGCCAGGUCCAUUGGGAAGUCUCAGCUUCUUUGACGCUGAUGAUUACCGGCAGACAUUCUGGACGGAAGAUUUAAAUUUUUUUCUGAUGUCUUGGCACACGAUUGGGAAUCACUGUUGUAGAGAGUCGGACUCUCACAACACUUUGUAAAAAGAUGCCAAGGUCUUACAAAAAUAGCAAUAAAUAACUCUUGUAUGUAUACAUAGGCAGAAAUAUAUAAAUUUCCUGUAUGCCAGAAAACUGGAGUAGAAAUGGUGUAAAUUCCUGCAAGCCCUGUUAUUUUUUUUUUUUCUUCACUUUUGAUUCUCUCAUGCUCUCACUCUUUUUCCCUAGUGGGAGGGUUUUGGCCUCCCACAACCCGGCAGAUUUACCAUAAUUCUCUAAUAAAUUUAUUAGAAAGUGGUUUUUUUUUGUUUGUUUGAUUUUUUUUUACAAAAAAAACUGGUAUGUAAAAAUAAUAAAUUAUAAUUAUAAAUAUUAAAGCCCCUAACCCCCUAAUGGUUUUCACUUUAUUACAUUGGGGGAUGAAACGCCACAAUAUAUAGGAGUAAAAUCAGGCAGAAGUUCAUAUAAGGCAAUUAAAGGGGAACUUUGGUGGAAAACUUUUUUUUUUUCUUUUUUUUUAUCAACUGGUGCCAGAAAGUUAAACAGAUUUGUACUUCUUGGCACUUAGGUCUGUUAGACAUCUUCACAACAGAUGGGACAAACUCUCAAAGAAAAUUGCAGGUAUUUUCCAUCAGGCCGGGUGCGCUGUGAGCACCAGCACCCGUGCCAACCCGCAUUCUACUAAUACAAUAGCCUAUAACAGACUAUAACUGUGUCACCCACAAACUGCAACUAUUUGUUAUUUUUUAUUUUAUAUUUUAUUGCAUAUAUUAUCCUUGUCAAGACUGGUAACCACUAUUUAAAACUAUAAUUUAUGCCAUUUUAUGAUAAACUGCUUUUAACAUAACAUAUAUUAUACCAGCCGU